GGAUUUUGGCAGUAACAGUCUUGCGGGCUCCAUUCCCGACAGCAUCUCGGCUCUCACGGCACUCUCACACCUGGGUCUCAACUCCAACUCUCUCAACGGCUCCAUUCCCUACUACAUCUUCGACUGGCUCGAUGCACUCACAUACCUGAAUAUUGGCUUUAACUCUCUUGAGGGACCCAUUCCCAACUCCAUCUCUGCGCUCACGGCACUCAAAGCACUGUUUCUCCGCUCUAGCUCUCUCAGUGACUCAAUUCCCAACAGCAUCUCCGCUCUCACCGCGCUCAAAUUCCUUGAUCUCAGCUCCAACUCCCUCGUGGGCUCCAUUCCCGACAGCAUCUCUGCGCUCACGGCACUUGCAUCUCUGGAUCUGAGCUCUAACUCCCUCACCGGCUCCAUUCCCAACAGCAUCUCCGAACUCUUAUAUCUCGGGGCACUGGAUGUGCACCAAAAUGAAUUUUCCGGGAUCAUUCCAGCCACACUUGGGAGUCUUGCUCAAUUGGACUACCUCAACACAUCUGGCACCAGCCUCACUUGUCCUGCUGCUGACAGCACCACCUGCGCCCAAACCUUAUCGCCAAAGGCGGCCUUCUGCCAAGAUUGUGGCACCACCUGUUCUGCAUGCCAGCAAGAAACAGCAGCACCACCAGCAGCACCAGCAGCAGCAUCUGGAGGUGGAGGGGGUGUAUCAGUGGGAGGCAUCAUUGGCAUUGCUGUUGCUGCUGUGGUCGUUCUCCUCCUGCUUCUGGCUGCCAUGUUGCUCUGCUUCAGGCACCAGAAGCGGCAAAGCUCAAAAUGGGCCAGCCUGGCAGCCUCGCACUGCACGGAGUUCUCGCUAGCGGAGGUCCUCAAGGCCACCAACGACUGGUCCCAGGACAACCUGCUUGGCUCGGGUGCCUUUGGUGAUGUCUACAAGGGCGUCUCUCCCCGCGAUGCCACCACACCCUGGGCUGUGAAACGCGCCAAGCUCAUGGGCGCGGAAUUCCAGAGGGAGGUCAUGCAAAUGGCCGACAAGAACCAUCCCAACAUUGUGCGACUGCUUGGGUUUGCGGUGGGAGGGGACGUCAGGUCUAAGAUAGAGCAAGUCCUCAUCUAUGAGCUUGUGUCCAAUGGUGACCUUGAGAAGUGGAUAGGACCAAAUGCACCUGCUCCUCUGAGUCUGAAGCAGCGGCUAGACAUCCUCAUUGGUGUUGCACGUGGCUUUGAGUAUCUCCAUAGCUUCGACCUUGUGCAUCGCGACAUCAAGCCCGCCAACAUCCUCAUCACCAGCGACAUGCAGCCCAAGAUUGCAGACUUUGGGCUGGUGAGGGUGGAAGAGGGCACGACAGUGGGCACGACUCGAAUCAUGGGAACACCGGGCUAUGUGGAUCCGGUUUACAACCGGACGUCCAAGGCCACCACAGCCAGCGAUGUCUACAGCUUUGGUGUGCUCAUGCUUGUGGUGCUCACUGGACGGUCUUUACUUUCCCAGGAUGCUGGGGAGGCCAAGCACAUUGUGGUGUGGGUAUCCGAGUGCCUGUCGUCGGGUGGUUCAGAGAGCCUCAAGCACCCCACCAUGGACGCCCCUGGGGAUGUUGUGCAGUACUUGGCUGAGCUGGCAGUGAGCUGCACCGUGGAGCGCACUGCAAGCCGCCCAAGCAUGGCGCACAUUGCCACCCAGCUGCAGGCUGUCAGGGAGAAGGUGGCGGGGAAAGAGGAAUCUGGCGCUGCCAUCAAGGUGGAUGCGCAGGUCCAGGAGAUGAAGGAUAGUGUUGCGGGUGAGGACAGCCUGGAGGCACAACUUCAAAUGAUUGCGGAUAGGGGCAGCUUCAAAUGA
Messenger RNA from Closterium sp. NIES-65, 1813 nucleotides. Lineage: Eukaryota; Viridiplantae; Streptophyta; Zygnematophyceae; Desmidiales; Closteriaceae. The record is from the annotation of a GenBank genome assembly.